This is a messenger RNA of Sinocyclocheilus grahami, 985 nucleotides long. RefSeq names its product transmembrane channel-like protein 3. The transcript has a single exon. Bases 1 to 882 code for a protein of 293 amino acids. The record is from RefSeq and is a predicted model, not a curated record. Lineage: Eukaryota; Metazoa; Chordata; Actinopteri; Cypriniformes; Cyprinidae.
AUGUUGCAUUCUCUGAUAUCCAGGCAUUCUGGGUACUUGGGCAGCACCAGCGGUUCCUGCCACUCCAAGUCCUACCACAACAUGGCCUACAAGCCGUGUGCAAGGUAUGCAGAAAACAUCCACUCCGAUCCGCUGUUUCGGAAGACCCUUCGGCCCAUGCACACCGAGCCCGCCGUAAUCACGGCUCAGAGCUACGUGGGCCACCGGGCACAUUCGACACGUUACGUCAUCGUCAACGAACACGAAGCUCGCAAGAAGGUCAUGCGUUCAAAUACACGCAUACCGAGACAUUACCGCCUCGCGGACGAACCAACGGAGAUCGUAGAGCUUUAUCCACGUAACGUGAAGUGUUACAUUCCUCGUCCUCCUCACCGAAGCCACCAGCCACACCUCAGCGAGGAAGAGGAGGAGGAAGAUCCGAAGAGCAGCACGAGGAGGGGGUCGUUCAGACAGUCGAAACGUCCACGACCACUGUCGGAUCGCCAUCAGACCGCGCAAUUCUACAUUGGCGAUACAAUAAACAGUCAGUUGUCUAUGGAGCAGGGUUUAUAUGGCGACGAAGAAGAGGGCGAUCAGGAAGAAGACUGGGUGAACGACCCUCAGACAAACAUCCGAGGUCCAGAGUCGGCUCACAGGUACGGCGAACCAUACGUCAAGCCCAAGACCAAGCAUAAAGUGGAGCCGUCUCUGACCGAGUCGGAUUCGGCAUCGCUAGCGUCCAGUAGUGACCAACAAAACAGCAGCACGGACCAGUACAUCCAGGUCAUUCACAACAAAAAGAAGUACCUGAAGUCCAACGCCAAGCUGACCAAAACUAAAUCCAAGAGCAGUGUUAAACUCAAUGUGUCUGGCACUAAUGAUCUUGUCUGCUCCAACGUUUAACCUGUUUAGAGCUAAAACCGAGAUUAUGGCUCUGCUCGAAAACACUGGUAAGCUUUCUAUGUAGGAAGCAUUUUAGGUGUACACCAACACCAAGUGCGUUUCA